Messenger RNA from Rhopalosiphum padi (bird cherry-oat aphid), 1337 nucleotides. RefSeq lists its product as uncharacterized. The record is from RefSeq and is a predicted model, not a curated record. The transcript has 4 exons. Bases 44 to 1087 code for a protein of 347 amino acids. NCBI's taxonomy places the organism in Eukaryota, Metazoa, Arthropoda, Insecta, Hemiptera, Aphididae.
UUACCUACAGCUACGUACCAACAUAUAAUAUACUCGUAUUAUUAUGCGAACGUUACAUAUCCGUAUGAAACCGAUGAUGUAUUUCUGUCACUUGUACGGUAUGGGAUUUUGUCGUGACAAUUUUCGAAUAUUUGAUUUUCUAUUGAUAUUUAUUAACGUUUCUGUUAGUAUUCACGUAUACUAUGUAUUGUUUGUGUAUGUCCAAACGCAUCUAUCGUCAAUGUUCAGCCUGUCUACAAUAACAUCCGUUGUUCGACUGCAUAUCCGUUUUUUAGCCCAUCCGCUAAUGAUCGUAUUUUUGAGUGUCAAAAAGACGACUAUUUUGAACUACAUUAGCGACUUCGAUAGUCUCGUUAUCAGAAUCAAUAAAGUUUCACUAACGCCGUACGCGAUACAUUUCUUCAGUUGGCUAAUAACUACUCUGCUCGCAGAAUUAAUACAGGUUAUGGCGUUCCACUAUCGCACAGAUUUACAAUUUUUUGCGAUAUGGUCUUUUGUUCGGUUCGUCAUCUCUAACGUUUGGAUAGUCACACCGGUUUUGAUUUAUAUUUUUCUCAUCUCUUUGGUCUCCAACGGUAUACAAGAAAUCAACAACGACAUAACUUCGAUAAGAGCGUGGAGAACACACAGUCUCAAAUGGAAAGAGCUGCAAUGCAUGUCAAUAGUUCUAACAAACUCCGUGUUUGGAAAUAUUAUCAUUAUAUUUAUUAUUUACACCAUCAUGGACUUAACCUUUUUCUUUUAUGCGACGUAUUUAAGUUGGAUAAAUAAUUACCCUAUCGAAAUGGUUGGAUACAUCAUAAUGUUGCUUGUUCGAGCCGGCUUGAUGUUUCAUCUUUUCCGAACAACCCAAAGUUGCAAGUUAGAACAACAGAUGAAAAAGACACAAAUGCUUUUGAAUGGUAUUGAUAAGACUACAGUUUUCGAUUACAAAGAAUUUCAGUUCACCUCUUUGUAUAUGUUGCAUACUGAUUUCAGUUUCACGCCAUGUAAUAUUUUUGAUAUAACGUACAGAAAUUUAAUAACUAUAUUUACCAUAAUUGCAGCUUAUUCAAUUUUUCAAAUUCAAUUGAAUCCAGGUUUAUAAUAUUAUAUUUUUUAAACUCCAAUUAUCAUGUUAACAAAACUAUAAUGAGAUCAUCAUUUACCAUUAUUUUUAUAUGUUUUCUAUUGAAAUUCUUUUUCUGUUUACUUCUUCUCAAAGGUAAUAAACUCAAUGUGCAUGUAUACUUGAUAGUAGACCGAUUCCCCCGUUUUAUUUUGUGUAUAAAAUUUAUGAUUUUAAUUUUAAAAACUAGAAAUUUGAAUACAAUUCAUAUUUCACAUUAUAUUAAUAC